Messenger RNA from Pseudocercospora fijiensis CIRAD86, 753 nucleotides. RefSeq lists its product as uncharacterized. The transcript is spliced from 6 exons. Bases 1 to 753 code for a protein of 250 amino acids. NCBI's taxonomy places the organism in Eukaryota, Fungi, Ascomycota, Dothideomycetes, Mycosphaerellales, Mycosphaerellaceae. The record is from RefSeq and is a predicted model, not a curated record.
AUGAUUUGGAAGCUGACAUCAACAGCCAGCUUCACGGUCGAACGUCUGUGUAGCACUUUUCACGACUUUCCCAGCGACCUGGAUAGACUCAAAGCCCGGCUAAACGUUGGGAUGCGACGAACUUCCUGCAAAGCUUUCGAAAUGUCGAACGUGGCGAGAGCUCGAAGCCAAAACUACGGCCACGACUACGACUGGGAGUGUCGCUCAGCGAUGCUUGGGUGUCUUCGCAUUCCACGACCCGAACGAAGGACUCUCGGAACUUAUGAACCAUUUCCGUCGAUUAUGGCCAUUCCCAUAAUUGCCAUUCCCAUCAUCGCAUUAUGGCCAUUCCCGCAUUCUCAUCAUGGCCAUCCCCAUCGAGCAUGGCCAUUGUUAUGUUCUUCCCGCGGGACAAAUCAGCCGAGCUGGAUAUUGGCGACGCAAGGCGUUCUUAAUGGGGUCGACUGCGCAAUGGAUGAUCUUUGCAUCGCCCAAGCGCGCCGCCCAGGAUACCUUGAUCGAUGUUGCGACUUGCCCUUCUUUGGUGCCGCUUUCCUUCCUUGGUAUAGAGCAGGGAUUGGCAAAGGCGCAAACUGCUCUCAAGUCCCGUCUCAACAUACUCCAACGGCUGUUGAUUCCGGGUCGUUUGGAUACGAUCACGAUACCACCGCGGCGACGGCUGACCGAAAACGACCAAUAGGAAACAGCAAUCAAAAAACUACCGAGAGUAGCAGUGAAAGGGACUCGAAUGCGGAAGGAAGAUCAGCGAUCUAA